Poecilia reticulata (guppy) is the source of this 1122-nucleotide messenger RNA. RefSeq names its product aquaporin-8. Gene Ontology annotation, biological process: water transport; transmembrane transport. The record is from RefSeq and is a predicted model, not a curated record. Lineage: Eukaryota; Metazoa; Chordata; Actinopteri; Cyprinodontiformes; Poeciliidae. Gene Ontology annotation, molecular function: water channel activity. Gene Ontology annotation, cellular component: plasma membrane.
GCCGUCGGUUGAGCUGGCAGGUGGAAACAGUUUGCCUCAGUGGGCAGACCGCAGCAGGAGUGAAGGGACACCAUGGAGAAGCUGGAGAUGGAGGCUCCAGACUCUUCCCUCGUGGACGAAGCCAAGAAGCCGAAGUCCAAGCGGCUCAACACGUACGAGCGAGUUUUCCAGCCCUGCCUGGCGGAGCUGCUGGGCACCAUGUUCUUCGUCUUCAUUGGCUGCGUGUCCGUCAUCGAGAGCGUUCCAGCCGUGGGGCGGCUGCAGCCGGCUCUGGCGCACGGCCUGGCGCUGGUGGUGCUGGUGGCCGUCAUGGACAGAAUCAGCGGCUCCCAUUUCAACCCUUCCUUCACCGUGGCCGUCUGGCUGUGUGGCGGCUUGGAGCUGGUCAUGGUGGCGCCGUACCUGGUCAGCCAGCUGGUGGGAGGAGUCCUGGGGGCCGGCAUGGCUAAGCUGAUGACCAGCCCAGAACGCUUCAGCAACGCCAGCGGGGCGGCCUUUGACCUCCUGAGCUCAGAGAGCCAGCUGUACCGGGCGCUCUUCGGAGAGGCGGCCAUGACCUGCCUGGUGGCCCUGGUGGUGCUGAUGGUGGCGGUCAACAGCCGGACCAAGACGCCCUUCGCCCCGUUUCUGGUGGGCAGCACCAUCAUGUUCAACAUCCUGGCAGGAGCCGAUAUCUCAGGAGCUUGCAUGAAUCCCGCCCGGGCGUUCGGUCCGGCCCUGGUGGCCAACCACUGGACCUGCCACUGGGUUUACUGGGUGGGGCCCAUCAGUGGGGCGGCGCUGGCCGCUGCUCUGGUCAGGCUCGUUCUGGGAGACCAGAAGUUACGAAUCGUCUUGAAGUCAUGAUUUSCUCUCAUGGAGCCGUAAMCKUUAUGAACUCAUAAAAUGUUUCAUGGAUGUUUCUGACUUUUACAGCUGCUGAUUUGUUGGGAGUAAUAAAAACAGGUUUAUGGGGACCAGUUCCUGAAGCUGGACAGGAAAAUGAAAUCAUUCUGUUUAUUUAGCUGCUCAUAUUUCAGUCAUGUUUUCUCCAUAUUAUUCCCUCAUUUAUGAAUGUCAGAGUCACAAACUAAACAUUUCAUUCAGAAAUUAAAUGUUUAGUUAAGAAGCUAAAUAUUUAGU